AUGUCUACACGACCAACAGGAAAACGCCUCCCAAUCAGCUGCCAGGCCUGUCGAACACGCAAGAUCCGUUGUUCUCGCGAUGGCCGGCCAUGUCAGACCUGCGUCCGCCGCGGUCUCGGCGCUGAAGACUGCAUCUAUCUAGGCCAACCCCGACUAUCAGCCGAGCAGUCAUCCCCAGGUGAAAGCGCAGUGCAAGCAGAGCUACUGGCCAGAAUCAGGAAUCUGGAAGCCUUGCUCCAGAGACAGAUGAGCUCGCAGGCUGGCACACCGACAGGUGGCGCGGUGUCGCCACUGGGUGGGACGAGUGCAGCUGGCAGUUUCUCCGAGUCUGACAUUGGUCCAGGAGCUGAAUGGGAUAGCUUCGGAUCUAUUAUGGAUAAUGUUGGCUCGUUGCAUACCUCGCCUUCCGGUCAUGUCCGCUAUGUGCCACUCGCAUCGCAGUGGGAGUCUUUGGUGGCGAAGAGCCCCGCUGCGGAGUGCUUGAGGAAUAAUGAUUUGGAUCUGGUAGACGACGAUGAUGAUCUGCAGAUCCCAUUGGCGAAAAAUGGGACCGUCUCCCGGGAAGAGCUUUUGGCUACCCUGCCGCCUGGCAGUUGCUGUAAUGCCUUGAAGGAUGUUUACUUUCAGGUUUUUUCAUCAGUUUUCCACAUUCUUCAUGACUUGACAUUCGAGGCUGAAUAUCAGCAAUUCUGCCAUGAUCCUGGCAGUGUGUCAUUGUCAUGGCUGGCCCUAUUAUUUGCUAUACUUGCCAUAGCUGUCAGUGCGCUUGAUGAUGAUCAUCCUUUAUUGGCUGACCUCGGAAGAGAGCGCACGGUAAGCCGAAACAUCAAGAGCCUCUCAGCAAGAUAUCGUUCCGCUGCACUGCGGUGUCUUGCCGCCGACGGUGUCAUGUUCCGACAUUCAAUCAAUUCACUGCAGGCCAUGGUACUCAUUAAUUACGCUCGAGCCCACCGCGGCCUACCGAUUUGGACCUUACUUGGAUUCACCCACCACGUUGCAAUAUCAAUGGGUUGUCAUCUUGAUCCAGAGCGAUUCACAUUAGGGCCUAUUGAGCGCGAAGAGCGACGCCGAGUUUGGGCCGGCCUCAUGAUGCUCUACACAGUCCAAAACACAGCUUUUGGAAGUCUUGACCAGCGACCCAUGUCACAAGAUGUCAAAAUGCCCGCUGACAUCGACGACGUUGAUCUCCUCACUAGCCCCAACAUGACCAGAUCUGCAUCCUCGCCUGCACCAUCUCGUCCAACCCAGAUGACAUACCUUCUCCUCAACUUCCGACUUAAUAAAAUUUCCUCCAAGAUCUGUGAAGCACUUUUCAGCUAUCCAAGAACAUCUCGCCGCAGUGUCUCCACACUUGAAGCGGAAAUCAUUUCCGUUCGCGAAAUGGUUGAUGCUCGCUAUACACUCGACGCCAAUGAACCACUACCAACUCACCACCAGGCAAAUCACCAUAUCCUAUACAGCCAAAUACACCAGCUACUCCUCCUUCUCUACCGCCCAAGCCUCUGCCGCUACUUGCAAGGCGAGAUAACUCCUGAGACCAGCAACGCAAGAGCAAAGUGCAUUGCCUCCGCCAGGGCCUCAAUUAUGAUAUUCCAGACCUUAUUCGAGUCAUCCAGCUUCAAACCAUAUAGAUGGUAUACCAGUGGAUUGGGAAGCUUCCACGCGUUCCACGCUGCCGUUACAUUAGCAGUCAUACUGUUGAUUCCAGAGAGCCAAACCGAGUACAAAGAGACCAAAGAGACUCUGGACCGAGCCCUGGACAUGUUCGCUUCACUCUCCAUUCGAAGUGUCUUCUGCAGCAAAGCAGUCCCUGUUCUUCGACAAAUGAUUGACGUUGCCGCAGCAAAAUACAACCCCAACAACCUCACACACUCCCAAUUCCACCUCCAAGCACAAGCCCAAAGCCAAGCCCAGGCACAGGCCCAACUCCAACAAACACAAGCCAACAUGCAAAAUCAACUUCUCAACACAGUCCACACCCCACUCUCUACUAUGUCCAUGUCCUCCAUGUCAUCCAUAUCAGCCCUCUCCCCCGCGGGCACGAUGCACGACAAUUUCGUUCUAUCCCAUCCCCAUUCACAGUCUGGCUCACCGGUUCCAACAAUUGGUUCUUCAUCCAGUGAGCCGACUAUGCUUUCUGGCAUUGGCCAAGUGCAUCCGCAGAACUGGAUUGGUCCUACUUCUGUGCCGUGGGAUUCAUUAGGUCCCCCCAUCGGGGGAUACGUGUAUGGAUCUGGUCCUUGA
Messenger RNA from Penicillium salamii, 2244 nucleotides. The record is from the annotation of a GenBank genome assembly. Lineage: Eukaryota; Fungi; Ascomycota; Eurotiomycetes; Eurotiales; Aspergillaceae.